UGAUUGGCUGUCAUUUGACAUUGUUGGUUAGUAUUGUUGUUAAGUUCAGUGUGUGCUCAAAGUGGUAGAAAAACUAAUGUGAACGCGUUGAUUAUUGCUGUCGAAUUUCCAACUGUAGCGAAAUUAUUAUUUGAUAGUGUAGCUGUAUUUUGUCUUUAUCUGCAUGCUGUAGAGUGUGUGUUUGUGCUUUAUCUACAUAUACAACGUCAAAAUUACUUACUCUGCGGAAUGAUUUUAAUGUGAAAAUAAAAUUUGUGUUUAUAAAAGAUUGCUUGUGUGCGAAUAAACAAAUGAAGGCAUAAAUAGCAAGGAUUGAAGUAAACAAAAGUGAAGUGUUAAUUUCUUCGCAAUUAAAAUUGGCAGUAAAAUUGCAAAAGCGACAUACAAGAAAUAGAAAAAAAAUUUUAAUAAAUAAAAAAUAGCAUAAACCAGUUAAGUGAAUAAUUUGCUUUCGAAGUUUAAUAAAGAUUAGUGAGUGCAAACUUAAAAAUACCCAAAUACUAAACAAAAUUAAAUGAAUUAAAGUGUGUAAUUUAUACAAUAAUUGCUUCAAAAGAAAUUAACAUAUUUUGGUGUUAAAAGAAAAAUAUUUGCAGUUUCUAUCUAAAAUAUUUGCAGCAAUACUAUUUUGGAAACCGACUUUAAAAGGAAUUUUCAAAGAGAAGGUGACCAAAUUCCUACAACAAUAUUCAAUACACUAAACUACACUAAAGCAUUUACGAAACUCAACGCCAAAAAAACUAUUCGAAGUGAAUUUUAUUGACAAAAAAACAACAUAAAUACUUCAAAAUUUGAAUGAGCGAAGAUAAAUGAAAAAGAAUUUCGUUUAAGUAGGAGGAAAUUAUAAAACUUUUUGAAGUCAUAAAAACGGCAAAACAAAAAAAAUUUAACAAAAACCAUUUCAAUAAAACCAGCCAAGUAGAAGUGUGAGCCGUUCAACGAUUUUGGUUCGACAACAACAGCACUGAACAAAGUAGCGGAACAUUCGGAAUUCAACUGAGAAACAAAUAAGCAGGUUCUCACUCUCUGACAUCGAACAUCCAGCUUUUAUGACAACAGCAAACAGCUUCUUAGGAAUUUUUCGUUAUACAUAACUGAGAAAAGAGCAUAAGCUAUCAAAAAAAACCAGGCUUACCAAGAUGUCAUCAUCAAAAUUUUUGGUCAACGGACCACGCCCACUAGUCUUAUGUGGCCCAUCUGGAUCGGGAAAGAGCACUUUGCUGAAGCGGCUUUUCGAUGAGUUUCCUUAUACGUUCGGUUUCAGCAUAUCGCAUACCACUCGCGCACCACGCGCCAAUGAACUCAAUGGCGUUCACUACCAUUUCGUCGAUCAUCAAACAAUGAAAGAAAAAAUAGCAAAUGAUGAAUUUAUUGAAACUGCGGUUUUUAGUGGCAACACGUACGGCACCAGUAAGGCGGCAGUGCGUGACAUACAGCAGGCUGGCAAGGUGUGCAUACUGGAUAUCGAGCCACAAGGUGUGGAGCAAAUCAAAAAGACGGACAUGAAUCCUAUACUCGUAUUUAACAAUCCACCAACAAUAAAAGAUUUGGAGAUUCGCUUGCGUAAGCGGCAAUCGGAAACGGAGGAAACCUUACAGAAGCGGCUGGCAGCAGCUGUAGAUGAGAUAGCCUAUGGCUUGAAGGCUGGGAAUUUCCAUAAGAUUAUAAAUAACAUCGAUAUUGAUGACUCGUACAUCGAGUUCAGAGACUUCGUUGUAGAUGAGUUGAAAAAGCAAGAAGCCAAAGGCGUCACUAUUCGUUGGGAACAAUAAAUAUAUAAAAUAUGGUAUACUAAAAAAUACACUUUUAAAUUGUCGUUGCGUGUACAAGAUAAGAAUAUUUGUAUCUAUUGAAGAGUUGAAUAAUAAAAAUGUUUAAAGAAAAUCGCUUGGUUUAAAACAAAA
Messenger RNA from Anastrepha obliqua, 1904 nucleotides. RefSeq names its product guanylate kinase. Gene Ontology annotation, cellular component: cytosol. The transcript is spliced from 5 exons. Lineage: Eukaryota; Metazoa; Arthropoda; Insecta; Diptera; Tephritidae. Gene Ontology annotation, molecular function: GMP kinase activity. The record is from RefSeq and is a predicted model, not a curated record. The coding region runs from base 1140 to 1772 and encodes 210 amino acids. Gene Ontology annotation, biological process: purine nucleotide metabolic process.